AAGACCAAGGAGUCAGUGUCAUUGAUUAGAUUUUAUUCUUGGAAAGUUAUUUAAUUAUAUUAUGUGCUAUUCCUGUGUCAGUACAGAUCCUUCCUGCUGAAAGAAGAGGAGCAGAGCUUGAUUAUCGCAAAAUAUUUGGAAAGGACUGGUUAGAAGCUGGUGGGCAUUGGGACCCAGAGAAAAACAAACCAAGUGAAGAAUUUCUUGCUGCCCAUCCCAGAUACCCAGCACUUUGUCUUAAAUAUGGAGCACCUGAAGAAGGAGAACUGAAGGGACAACAGCCUUUGACUCUGAAAAGUCAGCUUCUGAGUAAGAAGCCAGAAAUGGUCAAAAUGGUUCCUUCCGAAUUUAGAAUAUUUCAUGAGCUUAGUAUCUCUUAGGUAUAUAUGGAGAACAAAACAUUCAAAAGUUCCAGCUGCUUUGACAAUUAAGUGUCCUGAGAAACCCGAACAGAAGCCAGUAGAGAAAAAGCUCCCAGAGUCUAUGACUAUUCAGAAGGUCAAAGGACUGCUGUAUCGCCUGUUAAAAAUUCCUGGUUCAGAACUGAAACUGUCCUACGAAAGUUCUAAGCUGGAAGGAAAAGAAGUUGAACUAGACAAUGACUUAAAGCCUUUGCAGUUUUACUCAAUAGAAAGUGGAGACUGUGUGUUAGUACGGUGGUAA
Messenger RNA from Malurus melanocephalus (red-backed fairy wren), 663 nucleotides. RefSeq names its product tubulin-specific chaperone E-like. Gene Ontology annotation, molecular function: protein binding. The coding region runs from base 361 to 663 and encodes 100 amino acids. The transcript has 5 exons. Lineage: Eukaryota; Metazoa; Chordata; Aves; Passeriformes; Maluridae. The record is from RefSeq and is a predicted model, not a curated record.